Prosopis cineraria is the source of this 2192-nucleotide messenger RNA. RefSeq names its product arginine-specific demethylase JMJ20. Gene Ontology annotation, molecular function: sequence-specific DNA binding; histone H4R3 demethylase activity. The coding region runs from base 59 to 1522 and encodes 487 amino acids. The record is from RefSeq and is a predicted model, not a curated record. NCBI's taxonomy places the organism in Eukaryota, Viridiplantae, Streptophyta, Magnoliopsida, Fabales, Fabaceae. The transcript has 9 exons. Gene Ontology annotation, biological process: positive regulation of translational termination; protein hydroxylation; negative regulation of gene expression. Gene Ontology annotation, cellular component: nucleus; cytoplasm.
CUGACGAAGACAUAGAAACUAUAAACUGUUCUAGUGUUGAGUGAGGUCGAGACCCGGCAUGGAUAUCAACAUAGGAGGACACGUAGAGAAGGUGAAUGGAAGAGAAUUGACUUAUCGGGAAUUUGUGAACCGAUACAUGGAGAAGAACCAGCCCGUGGUGCUCACAGGACUAAUGGACGAUUGGAGGGCUUGCAGAGACUGGGUCACCGAUAAUGGCCAACCCAACCUUAAGUUUUUUUCUUCCUCUUUUGGGAGUUCUAAAGUUCAGGUUGCAGAUUGUGGCACUAGAGAAUUCACGGAUCAGAAAAGGGAGGAGAUGCGUGUUUCAGAUUUUAUCAUGCGUUGGCUAGAGCGUUAUCCAGUACAGCCUAAUACUGAAAAUCAGACUAGCAAUGAUCAUUGCUCUGUGCUGUAUUUGAAGGACUGGCACUUUGUAAAGGAGUAUCCGGAGUAUUUAGCAUACAUCUCUCCACUGUUCUUUCAUGAUGAUUGGCUCAACCUCUACCUCGACUACUACAAAAUGCAUACAGAUCCUGACAGUUAUCAACAAAAUAAUGAAAUAUGUUGCUCUGACUAUCGAUUUGUUUACAUGGGGGUAAAAGCAGGAUCUUGGACUCCUCUUCAUGCCGACGUUUUCAGAUCAUAUAGUUGGUCAGCAAAUGUCUGCGGGAAGAAGAGAUGGCUUUUUCUAGCUCCUCCUCAGAGUCAUCUUGUAUUUGAUAGGAAUGUGAAAAGUUGCGUGUAUGAUAUCUUUGCUGAAGUAAGUGAAUCAACGUUUCCUGGCUUUGGAAAGACUAUCUGGUUAGAAUGCGUGCAAGAAGCAGGUGAAAUUAUUUUUGUUCCCAGCGGAUGGUAUCAUCAAGUUCAUAAUCUGGAGGAUACUAUAUCUAUAAACCACAACUGGUUCAAUGCGUAUAACCUUUCUUGGGUGUGGAACUUGCUUUUGAGCGACUACAAUGAGGCCAAGGAAUACAUUGAGGACAUCAGGGAUAUAUGUGAUGAUUUUGAGGGUCUCUGCCAGCGCAAUCUUUUUGCUAACACAGGGAUGAACUUUUAUGACUUCUUUACUUUCAUAACAUGCUUUACCCUGGCCAACUUGGCAUUGCUUUGCUAUCUAAGUGGAAAAUAUGGAAACACCCCUGAAAGCUCACUGACAAUGACUCAACAUUUAGUUUUAAAUCUUGGGUCAGUAAGGAAGGUUGCAUUAGAGAUGAAAAGCAAGCAUGCUCUGGAUGGAAAUCAUGACUGCUUCCUGGACAUUAUGAAAAUAUCUGAAGACCCUAGGUUUUCUAAAUUGUGUGCGCAUUUGAGAAGAAUAUUUGUGACGAUACAUGAGCAGCCAUAUUUGUCUUCUGAGUUUGACAAAUCUGCAGUUGAUUAUCUGAUGGGCCUUAAUGUUUUGCAAACAUGCUCUUCUUCUCGGAUCUACGCACCUGAAGAUCUCAUUGAACUUAUAGACAAUGCUGUUGGGGAACUCGGUGACAAUUACACUCGGGAGCUGUCUGCUAUACAUGCUGGUUGAAUGCCCUGUUGAGGAUCCUGGCUUCGGCAACUAAUUGCACUUCACCUUGCAUGCAGGUUGAGCUAAAAGUGUCACGAUCACUUCUGCUCCAUUUAGUGUUAAACAACUUGUCUCUUUGUUUUAACAACAUGCUUUUCCUUCAUAAUAAUUCCUCCAUUUUCCUUUUUUGGUCCAUUGUCUUCCAGAUUUUCCGUAUAUUCAGGUUUCCCCUCCAUAUUAAACUAAAAUAGAGAUUAACUUUCGCCCCGACUACAAAUACUGCCAAGCUGUAUCGAGUGCAAUACUGAUGGGGAUAUUGUCGAUAUGGAAACUUGGAAGCAGGGUUUCUUCUGGAAUCAUCAUUACCUAGAGAGACUGUCUUGGACGCCUUCUUUGACUGCGUAAAGGAGGUUUAGAAUGUCUCCCACGCCAAGGAGUGGGGUCUGGGAGUUCUCUGGGACCUCUUUGACGUUUACCUUUCACAAGAUGGGAGACCUUGGUGACUGGGGGUCCCCACCACCUGUGGUUUGCUCCAUUUAGUAUUGUUUAUCUAUAUCCAUGAUCAUGAUGCACCCCAAGUUGUAGCGUUCUAGGGUAAAUACAGUAUUUUAUUGCUUUUUUUUUUUAUUACAGUAUCAGAACGAUCAUUUAUUCCUUGAAGAGAAAGCAUUUACUUUUCGUCUGUCAUGAA